Messenger RNA from Dovyalis caffra, 1284 nucleotides. The record is from the annotation of a GenBank genome assembly. Lineage: Eukaryota; Viridiplantae; Streptophyta; Magnoliopsida; Malpighiales; Salicaceae.
AUGGCCAACGCCAGCUUAGCAUACCUUACUCUCCUCUUCCUCCCUCCCUCUCUCCUCCUCCUCCUCUUAGCUCUUAUUGUCAGACCCCGCCCCGUCAAUGUCCCAAUAAAGAACCGCAACGUCUUCAUAACAGGUGGGUCCAGUGGAAUCGGGCUAGCCCUGGCCCACCAAGCAGCAUCAGAGGGUGCCAAAGUCUCCAUUCUAGCUCGCUCCCUCGACAAGCUUGAGGACGCGAAGCAAACAAUCCAGCUCUCCACUGGCGUUAAGGUAGCGGUUUUUGCAGCUGAUGUGAGGGACUUUGAUGCUGUCCAAAGAGCAGUGGAUCAAGCAGGGCCCAUUGAUGUGUUGAUUGUGAAUCAAGGAGUGCUUGUGCCUCAAGAGCUGGAGAAGCAGGGAUUGGAUGAGGUCAAGUUUAUGUUAGAUGUUAAUUUGAUGGGGAGUUUUAACAUGAUCAAAGCUGCUCUGCCUGCGAUGAAGAGUAGCAGGAAGAAUCGUGGGCCUGCUUCUAUUACCCUCAUGUCAUCACAGGCCGGUCAGGUGGGGAUUUAUGGUUAUACAGCUUAUUCAGCAAGUAAGUUUGGUCUUCGGGGUUUAGCAGAAGCAUUGCAGCAGGAGGUUAUUGAAGAUAACAUCCAUGUCUCUCUUGUAUUCCCUCCGGAGACAGAAACUCCUGCUUUAGCUCGAGAAAAUGAAAAAAAACCACAGGUUACUAGUAUCAUAGCAGCCUCCUCUGCAGUAAUGAAAGCAGAUGAAGUCGCCAAGAAAGCUUUAGAUGGCAUCAAAUUUGCUAGAUUUAUUAUCCCUUGCAACUUUGAGGGAUUCUUAUUAUCCAUAGCGACAGCUGGCCUAUCUCCUCAGAGAUCAUUCUUGAUGGCAUUUAUUGAGGUUAUUGCUGCCGGCGCAAUACGUAUUGCAGUGCUGUGUUUCCAGUCGAACUGUUUCUUAGGACCUGAUCGGUCUAGACAGUCAAGUUUGAUGCGUGUUAAGGUGUAUGCCAACUGUUCUAUUCCUGUCGUAUUCAGUGAACUGGGGAUGCACUGUUUGCUUUAUGAGCCUCAAGCCUUUCUCCUAAUUUGGUCUAUCCUGUGUAAAUCUAAUUUUAGCAUUUUGGUGGCUGCUGACAUUUAUGAACCUAGAUGCAUGUUCUUGGUGCUUGAUGCCAGGGAACAUUGUUUUGGGCUGUCAUAUAUGGUGAAGGCUUCCGAUUUUACAGGUCUGUUGAAGUUGCCGUUGUCUGGGUUUUGGGCUGCACGGUGUUUUCAUCCUCAGCAUUUCUUUUUUUAA